Messenger RNA from Phalaenopsis equestris, 2306 nucleotides. Its product is annotated as cellulose synthase-like protein D4. Lineage: Eukaryota; Viridiplantae; Streptophyta; Magnoliopsida; Asparagales; Orchidaceae. Gene Ontology annotation, cellular component: plasma membrane; trans-Golgi network. The transcript has 2 exons. Bases 65 to 1822 code for a protein of 585 amino acids. Gene Ontology annotation, biological process: plant-type primary cell wall biogenesis; cellulose biosynthetic process. Gene Ontology annotation, molecular function: cellulose synthase (UDP-forming) activity; mannan synthase activity. The record is from RefSeq and is a predicted model, not a curated record.
UAAAUAAAUUCAUUAAGAAUUGAGUGGUAUGUAUGCUGUUGCCAAUUAAUUAAUCUACAUAUUUAUGAACCUCAAUGUUUUCCAUUUUCAGGUAAUGCUGAAGCUACCUUCGACUGAGCCGCUGCACGGGUUGGUGGAAGAAGCAGAGCAGGCGAUAGACUUCAGCCAGACCGACAUCCGUUUGCCGAUGCUGGUGUACAUAUCCCGCGAAAAGCGCCCCGGCUACGACCACAACAAGAAGGCCGGCGCAAUGAACGCCCUCGUCCGCGCCUCCGCCGUCAUGUCCAACGCCCCCUUCAUCCUCAACCUCGACUGCGACCACUACAUCUACAACUCCAACGCCGCCCGCGAGGGCAUGUGCUUCAUGAUGGACAGAGGCGGUGAGAACAUCUGCUACAUCCAGUUCCCCCAGCGCUUCGAGGGCAUCGACCCCUCCGACCGCUAUGCCAACAGCAACACUGUCUUCUUCGACGGCAACAUGCGCGCCCUGGACGGCCUUCAGGGCCCCGUCUAUGUCGGCACCGGCUGCCUCUUCCGUCGCUUCGCUCUCUACGGCUUCGAUCCUCCUUCUAUUACCGACUACUCCAGCAGAUGCGAUCGCGCCGACGACACCGAAAUGCUGCAGAAGCCUCUUACCGCUGCUGACUUCGACAAUUUUCUCGACCCCAACCUUCUCCCGAAGCGCUUCGGCAAUUCCGCCGCACUCGCCGAGUCCAUUCCCGUCGCCGAGUUCCAAGGCCGCCCCCUUGCCGACCACCCUGCCGUCAAGUACGGUCGGCCCCCCGGAGCCCUUGUUGUUCCUCGGCCUCCUCUCGAUCCGGCCAACGUCGCCGAGGCUGUUUCCGUCAUCUCCUGCUGGUACGAGGAUAAGACAGAGUGGGGAGACAGGGUGGGAUGGAUCUACGGAUCGGUGACAGAGGACGUGGUGACCGGAUACAAAAUGCAUAACCGAGGUUGGCACUCUGCAUACUGCAUCACCAAGCGCGACGCUUUUCGCGGCUCCGCUCCCAUUAACCUCACGGAUCGACUCCAUCAGGUCCUCCGCUGGGCCACCGGCUCCGUUGAGAUUUUCUUCUCCCGUAAUAAUGCCCUCCUCGCCACCCGCCGCCUCAUGUUUCUUCAGCGAGUAGCGUACCUCAACGUCGGAAUCUACCCCUUUACUUCCGCCUUCCUUCUCGUCUACUGCUUCCUCCCGGCACUCUCCCUCUUCUCAGGCCAGUUCAUUGUACAGACACUGAACGUUAGUUUCCUCAUCUACCUCCUGACAAUCUCAGUCACCCUCAUCGGCCUCGCCAUCCUUGAGGUCCGCUGGUCCGGUGUGGGCUUGGAGGAGUGGUGGCGUAACGAGCAGUUCUGGCUAAUCUCCGGCACUUCUGCACACCUCUACGCCGUCGUGCAGGGUUUGCUCAAGGUCAUGGCCGGCAUCGAGAUCUCCUUCACUUUAACCUCCAAGUCCGCCGCCGAAGACAACGAAGAUAUCUACGCUGACCUCUACAUCGUUAAGUGGACUUCCCUCAUGAUUCCGCCGAUUACCAUCAUGAUGGUGAAUCUCAUUGCCAUUGCCUUUGGCUUUGCGAAGACUAUUUACAGCGAGAUCCCGCAGUGGAGCAAGCUCAUGGGAGGGGCUUUCUUUAGCUUCUGGGUUCUAGCUCAUCUCUACCCAUUUGCUAAGGGGCUCAUGGGGAGGAGGGGGAAAACGCCCACCAUUGUUUUUGUGUGGUCGGGACUCAUUGCUAUCACCCUGUCCUUGCUCUGGGUUUCCAUUAGUCCGCCCAAGUCAUCAGGCACGUUGGCUGGUGCUGGAGGAUUCCAGUUUCCAUGAUUCAUCCUGUUUUUUUAGCUUAUUUUUGUCAUUAUUUUUUGGAAUGAUCGCAAGGAUGAAUGGGCUUGAUCGUUUACUAUCUUAUGUUAAUAUUCAUGAGGACGGUAGAGACAAUGAGAGGACUGGGGCAGGGAUAGAAAGGAAACGGGAUUGUUCAAUCAUUGAUAUGGUGUUGAAGGAGAGAUUGAAAUCUGAUAUUUUGCAAGUGAAACUGAAGAUGUAGAGGUAAACGAAAUUAGAGCGACCGACUAUGGACAAAGUAUGUGAGUUAUAUCUACGAAUAAUGCUAUGCUUUGCAAAAUGAAGCUCAUUGGCUAAAAAUUAUUUUGCUUUCUGUAUUAUGGUGCUUCUUGGAGCUCCCUCUUUUUAUAUUGCCAAAAGGGGGAAAAAAAAAGUGAGGAGCUCUCUAUGCGACUACUUUUGCGGAGAUUUGUAUGUCAUCUAGUUGAUUCAUUUAUUCAUUAUUUCAUAAUAUUGAAUAUUC